AUGUGCUCUAGGUAUUGUAAUAUGGACUACAUUUUGCUUUCCGCCCUAGCCCCGCUCCUCGUCGCGGCUGUUUUCGUCUCUUACGAUAUCGCUUGCCAGUUCAAGCUCAAGUUCGCGAAGCAUAUACCCAAACUACCAGCAGCAAUACACCUCCCAUCUUCCAUCGCCGUUGAAUGGGGUAUCCCCAAGUGCCAUUGCCCUAUGCACAAGGUGCCGUGUCAGGCACCCCACUCCUUAAACUUCAAAUCCGGCGUUGGUCGAACUGAUGGCAAGGGAAUAGAGCAGAGUUGGGCAGAGCUGAACCGAGUGGCCAACAGCACAAAAGAGAUGGGUCCUGGGUCUAGGCAUGAUAUGCUCGACGAUCACCUUGGACACCACAAUUUCAGAAAAUAUGUCGCCCUUGGUACGCUUUCCCUUCAUCUUGCAACUCAUCUGGUUCAACCGUUUGAUCUAGGCCAGACAUUACAUACUCGCCUUCUACUCGCAAUACCUGAACAGAAGCGUCAACAAUCUAUUUUUGAGGAUUUCAGUGCUUCGUUGGCGGAGAAAGGGGGGCUGGAGAAAGAAUGGACCCAGAUGAUAUUGGAUUGGGAGAAAGACCCCAAGAAGAAAAAUCCAUAUCUCUCUGUGGUGUCUCAUGCAUCUCAGGAUGAGGUAAAGAAACAGCUGCUUGAGGAGGAAAAAAAGCAGGCAGCGGCGGGUAUGCCCCAGCUUCACGACACCGGACCGACAUCAUUUCUUUCUAUGGGCUUAAUUAUCGAGGAAUCACAACAUAGAAUUAUUUGGGACUCAAGAAACCCUGCUGAGCUCACUAUUCGACAAGAGAACGAGUUGCAACGGCGCCGCCUGCUGCUCCAACGCGAAAUCAAGCGCUUCCGCAAUCUUCAAGCACUCUACAUGCCGGCCGCUACCGUGAUGUCCGUGGAGCACGAGUCAAUUCAGAGAGAGCUUCCCGAAACCCAACGUGACAGCAUCGAACCUGAGCAUCAACCCCUUUGGCUCCCCUCGGCUCUUCCUUCUGCCCAGCGCACCCACAACUGCAGUACGGUGCUCGUCGACAUCGAGAUAAAACUGUGCAAAGCGCAGUGUCAUGACAUAUUGGACAAAAUCCGAAAUGUGCAACGAGGCCGACUCGCAUUCAUUGGCUUCCGUAAUCGCAAUAUUCGGGGACAAAACCCAAACACAAGGGCCAAAGAUACUCUUGAUCGCCUGGAAGACAAAACGAAGUCUUUGGCUGUGAAAUACCGAAACAGCCGGAAGGCACUGCUGGAAUUAUUGGGUCCGGGGGAGUGGGAGAAGACCCUGCGUAAAUUGAGCAAAGGGGACCUCACCACCCCCGAUGGUGAGGAGAUCAGCAUCUACGACCCAAAUGAUCCAGUGGGCCUCGAUGGACGUGAACGAUCGAAAAAACAGCGCAAGAUCGACAAAUUGGGUCUUGGACAAGGGAAGAAGACUGUCUCGUGGAUUUGGAUGAGCGCGGACGCGAUCGGGGAUGGUAGCGAUGCAGAGCUACAUGAAGCGGUCCACAUUGAAUGGGCCAAGGCUCGCGCACGAUUUUUGAGGUGGACAGAGGAGGUAAUGUUGUUGAAGGAAGAAAUGCGAAGGGUUCGCAAGACGUUGGAGUGGAGGGCUAUGUGGUGGGAACAGCGUCGAGAGGGAUGGGAAAGUCAGGAUGGGGCGAUGCGUGAAGGUAUAAGGGCAUACGCGACCCGGCAGGCGGGUAUACAACGUGGUCUUUGCCUUCGCUCUACACGGCUAUGGGAUAAGCCACUCGUACCAUUUGGUAGCCAAGAGGAGAGUAACGAGGGACCUGGUUCUGCUCUGGAUCCCCUCCUGGAGUCCCUGGUGGAAGAGGACGAGUAG
Laccaria bicolor S238N-H82 is the source of this 1863-nucleotide messenger RNA. RefSeq lists its product as uncharacterized. The record is from RefSeq and is a predicted model, not a curated record. The transcript has 4 exons. The coding region runs from base 1 to 1863 and encodes 620 amino acids. NCBI's taxonomy places the organism in Eukaryota, Fungi, Basidiomycota, Agaricomycetes, Agaricales, Hydnangiaceae.